Messenger RNA from Cucumis sativus (cucumber), 1412 nucleotides. RefSeq names its product magnesium protoporphyrin IX methyltransferase, chloroplastic. The transcript has 2 exons. Gene Ontology annotation, biological process: chlorophyll biosynthetic process. Gene Ontology annotation, molecular function: magnesium protoporphyrin IX methyltransferase activity. NCBI's taxonomy places the organism in Eukaryota, Viridiplantae, Streptophyta, Magnoliopsida, Cucurbitales, Cucurbitaceae. The record is from RefSeq and is a predicted model, not a curated record. The coding region runs from base 189 to 1142 and encodes 317 amino acids.
UUUUUUCUUUGGCAAGGAUGAGCCACCGUGAGCAUGGGACCCAGGGGAAUCGGUGAAAGAUAAUCCACAAAGAGGUGUGUGGAUGAGCUUGGGGUUGCGCCUUAGCCACUCCUCAUCACAGUUUAGACGCAGCCUCACAUACUUCUCCCCUGCCACCGCCGCUCGGAAGGAGCAGUUAUUCGGUAACCAUGGCUCACUCUGCAUUAUCUCGAUAUCCCACACUUUGCUUGCACCCCGAUUCUACCUCAAAUUCUAGAUUCUUCUUAUCCCCAACACCUAUCAAGCUCAUUAAAUUUUCAAGAACGCUCAAUCUUAAUGUCUCUGCUGUAGCUACCGAACUUCCCAUCGUCGACGGAGCAACAAUUGCAGCCAUCGGUGGCGGUUCGGUUGCCGCGCUGGCUGCCGUUCUAUCUCUGACCGAUCCGGAGAGACGCCGCCGCCUGCAGGCCGAAGAGGUGGGUGGUGGCGACAAGGAUGUGGUGAAGGAAUACUUUAACAAUUCGGGGUUUCAGAGGUGGAAGAAAAUUUAUGGAGAGACGGAUGAUGUGAACCGGGUGCAACGAGACAUUAGGUUGGGUCACUCCAAGACGGUGGAGAAUGUGAUGGCGAUGUUGAAAGACGAGGGCUCACUGAGAGGAGUAACAGUGUGCGAUGCCGGCUGUGGAACCGGUAGCUUAUCUAUUCCGCUAGCCAAGGAAGGCGCGAUGGUCUUCGCUAGCGAUAUUUCUGCUGCUAUGGUCGCGGAGGCCGAAAACAAGGCAAAAGAAGAGGUUGUGGGAGGCGUGGUGCCAAAAUUUGAAGUGAAAGAUUUGGAGAGCUUGGAAGGGAAAUAUGAUACGGUGGUAUGUCUAGAUGUUUUAAUACACUACCCCCAGAACAAGGCAGACGGAAUGAUUGCGCACCUUGCAUCCCUAGCGGAAAAGCGUUUAAUCAUUAGCUUUGCGCCAAAAACAUUUUACUACGAUUUGUUGAAGAGGGUGGGAGAGUUGUUCCCCGGACCUUCAAAGGCAACUAGGGCAUAUCUGCACUCUGAGGCCGACGUCGAGACUGCAUUGCGGAGGGCUGGCUGGAAAAUAAGGAAGAGAGGUCUAAUCUCUACCCAGUUUUACUUUGCCACAUUGGUUGAGGCAGUUCCUGCUUGACACUUCACACCUGUCUUUCGUUGCGUUUCAUUUCACUUUUGACACUUCCUCUACCCGCCCUCCUUCUGUAUUCCAGUGUUUUUACUUACAAUGCUUCCUAAGUAGAGUGUCAACAUUAUCUUAUGUAUGCUAAUGGAUUCCACUUUAUAUUAAUCUAAACUCCGAUGCUUAAGUUCUCUUUUUUAAGAAAGAGGAUUACGAGCCAAAACAUCCCUUCGAGGAGGUUGGACCUGGACCUAGUGGGAAACAUUCUACCAUUUUUCAUUUCAA